AUGUCAAUGGGUUUUGACUUACUCUCUAAGGUGAAGUUACUACCUGUCAUUAUACAGUUAAACUCACCUGUACGCACCUGUUAUCUACUGCUCACAGGUGUGUUAACUUACAUAGGAAUCAAGCAAAUCUACAGUAUAUUGACAGUUAAACCUUGUGGUAAGUUGGCAAAGGUACACAAGCCUAAGAGGACCAACUGUAUUGAUUGUAUGGCAGGCCAGGAGCUACAUCACAUGGGUACAGAGCAUACUAGAGAGGAGGACAAGUCAAUGGACGACACCAUGAAUGAUGUCAUUGAUUUCACUAAGAAGGAUGAAUUCAGCGACAUUACACUGAUUGUCGAAGAUCAAAAAUUACAUGUCCACAAAUCCUACUUAGCCCAAUGGUCGCCCGUAUUCAAGAAAAUGUUUGUGAAUGACCAGAAGUCAAAGGAGAUUAGUCUAAAUGGCAAGAAACGAGUUGAAGUCCUUGAGUUGCUGCAUUGCAUAUAUCCAACACAAAACAUAAUCUCAGAGUCAAAUGUUCGAUUCCUCCUUCCAUUAGCUGAUGAAUAUCAAAUAAAGAAAAUUACACAACGCUGCGAAGAUUUCCUUUUGGCGACUACCUUAACAGUCGAGGGACUCCUAUUGGCUCAACAAUACAAACUAAAAAAUCUGCGAAAAGCUUGCAUCAAUCAACUUCGUAAAAAUACCUUAAGUGAUUUAAAAACGGACAAACUUUAUCCUCAAUUAAAGAUGGAAACUAGAAUCAUGAUUUUGGAGGAGCGAUGCACACUGUUAGAAUCAACGAUGUUGACAAUUGAUGACGUUUGUUCAUCCAGGGAUGAUUCUGCGCGGUGUAAAGAUCACGAAGCUGAGGAUGAUAAAGUAAACUGGCAAUGUACAAAAUGUGCCCGAAUUAUGACAGAAAAGACACAAAGCAUGUGCAGCGGAGUUAUUCACACAAUGGUUCAAAAACGAAAAAAAGAAUAUGAAGCAAAUACUAAAGAACCUGAAUAUUAGAAUUUUAUCUGUAGAAAUGAAUCUUAUAAACAUUCCAGCUCAUUAAUUAGUUCUUAUUCAUUUUAGGAAAGUUCUGUCCUUGAUGAUUCUUAUACUGAUAUUUUCAUUUGAUGAGAGGAUGAAUUAUAACAGCAAGUUAAUUGUAUGUUGACUCUAAUGUUUUCUAUGAUUAAAGGGUUACGAUAAGUUUCCUGUACAAAAACAAUAUGGUGGCUCCAGGCGAGUCAAAUGGAUUAGUCCAUUUUUAUGAGAUAAGG
Molecule: messenger RNA, 1256 nt
Organism: Owenia fusiformis
Lineage: Eukaryota; Metazoa; Annelida; Polychaeta; Sabellida; Oweniidae
Source: the annotation of a GenBank genome assembly